Messenger RNA from Ruditapes philippinarum (Manila clam), 4471 nucleotides. RefSeq lists its product as uncharacterized. The record is from RefSeq and is a predicted model, not a curated record. Bases 221 to 4180 code for a protein of 1319 amino acids. NCBI's taxonomy places the organism in Eukaryota, Metazoa, Mollusca, Bivalvia, Venerida, Veneridae. The transcript is spliced from 5 exons.
CGCUAAGUGUUAUCUAUCAACUACUGGUUAUUCAGAACAAGGGACAGCUGUAGACACGGACGCUGCUGGCCUAUUGUCAAUUAUUGUGAAUAACAUCGAGAUCCGUAAUUACGUUGAUUGCAUAGAUAAUAUAAGAAAGGUUCGGGAUAUCCGCAAUGAGAUUAUGCAUUCAAAGUCCUUUCAAGUGGAUCAAAGUUCUUUAUAUUAAUAUAUCGAUCAGAUGAUUUUGGUUCUUCAAGAUCCCAAGACAUUAGUCACAGAUGUAGCUUCUCAAAAUGCCGUUUUAAAAUUAGAACAGUUAAAGAGAGAUCAGAUAUACAUAAGCUUAGAAGAUGCUUAUGAAAUGCGAAGACAAGCUUUAAAAGCUGGAGAGGAUGGUAAAAAAGAGAUCGAGAAAACUAAGGACGAAGUCAUUCAACAAAUCGAGAAGAAGGGAAAAGAAAUUCAUGAUAACUUAGAUACACACUUUGACCAGCGAUUACAGGAACAAAACAAGUCUAAAGAAAUUUCUGAUGUUGAAACUCUGAAUUCUGGGCUGACAGAAGAUGAAAAAGGUCUCCAAAGAUAUUUACUGGAAUUUUAUAGAAAUGAAUAUAUUCAGAUACCAAUUUCUCCACUUUCUACAAAGUACAGAAAAAGCGUUGAGGAGCUUUAUGUCCCGUUACAGGCAAAGAUAUUUUGCAAACACAAGAAUGUAGCCGCAACCAAACUAGUUGAUGUGUUUCAGCAAGACAAUAAAGUCAUGCGCAGCAUAUAUCUAACCGGAGAAGCAGGGAUAGGAAAAUCAACUUUUUGCAGGAAACUGAUUUCACUAUGGUGUACUGUUAGAGAAAAUGAAGGAAAAUUACCACAUGAUUAUACUCCUGUUUUUGAUUUUAUAAACAAAUCAUCGACAGGGAACAGCUCUAUUCAGUCCGUUGAAGGGUUUGAAGAUUAUAUGGAUGGUUUUUAUUAUGAGAGUUAUAUGUCCGAUGAAAGUGAUACGUCGCAUACAGAAUGCAGUGGUGAUGAUAGUUCUCUGUGUAAUGAAGACCUAAACACAGGUGCAACAGAAAAUGCUUUCACAAGUUAUAAAAGCAAUAAAGAUUCCCUCAAUUCAGCCGCUAAAAAAUCACAGAUCACAGGUGACGACACAGAUAAUGCAUUAAUCAAAAAAUAUGAUUUCCUUUUCUUCAUAUCUCUUCGCGAUACUCAUCUAGAGGUCUCCAUUGAAGACAUGAUAGUAAAGCAGCUUCUUUUUCAAAAUUCAGAACUUGACAAAUGUUUCAAAAGCACAAUAGUUAGAAUUCCAGAAAAAUGCCUUUGCAUUCUUGAUGGAUUGGACGAGUGGCAACCACCCAAACCUUUGCCAACACAUCCUACUGUCACAAGAGGUUUGCCUCUAAGCUCUGUUGGUGGAAAAUAUGUCAAAUUGUUUACGACUCGGAGAUGGAAAUACGAGAGUCUCAGUCCAUGCAUUGAAGAACAUGAAUCAGAAGUUAGACUGACGGGCAUAGGGAAAAAAUCAUCAAAGGCGCUCAUUGAAAAUAUGUUAGUGUCACAAGAUCGCACAAUUGCAUUUGAAACGGCAGUUAGCUUGAGCGAUACAAAUGAUUUGGGUUCUAUUCCUCUCCUACUCAAAUUAUUAAUUUGCUUAUGGCAAGAAAACUCUAAACUUGAAACAUCUAAAACAGAGUUGUAUUGUUCAAUUAUAAAUAUUAUGCUACAUCUGGCUGAAAAAAGAAAUGAUUUGCCUUUUGUUAUUUCAACUCAACAAUUACCACAUAUGCUGGAAGUAUUUCCCUACAUUAAAGACAAUAGCAACAUUGUUUUCAAGCUUUCACAAUUUGCAUUUGAUUCAUUGUUUAAAAAGCGCAAUGAGUCUACGUUGGUUUUUUCUAUGUUUGAUCUUUCACAGCAAGGUUUGAGUUCAAGAGAAAUUCUUUUAUUUCUGCAAACGGGAAUUCUUACACAAAAGUCUUUAUCUAGUGAAUCAACUUUUAUCCCGAAAACAUCAUUGUCGUUUAUCCAUAAAAGUUUUCAAGAGUAUUUUGCAGCCGUGCAUAUUGCUACUGCUGACAGUGACAAAAAUGAAAUUAGAAAAAUUAUUGCCUGUAGAUGCGGUCAAACGUAUCAAAUUGUUGAGAUGGCAAAUGUAUUUUAUUUCUUAGCAGACUUACACCAAGACUUGUAUCAAGAAAUAUUAAAAGAAAUAGCGUCACAUUGUCCUGACAGAGGCAUCGCCUUGGGCCACGAAUUAGAUCUCACGUUGAAAUUAAAAGGAGAAGAUAUUUGUCUAACUGAUAUAUUCUUAAGAGGUAACCCAAAAUCCGUUGUGAUAGAAUCAACAAAUUACGGCAUUAAGGGGCUUUCGUUAUCAAGACAAAACCAGAAACUUCAAAUUUUAGAGCUCAGAAGUGUAAGUUUGACACAUAUUGCAUUCAAGACGUUGCUAGAAAGUAUUUCUAUUUCAGGAAAAGGAGUUGAUGUCACUCUUAUAUGCAUAGGUUGGAUAGAUGGACACUUUGAAAAAGAAAUGUUCCCACUAUCUGUUCAUGUACGGAACGUUGGAAAAUUGAAAAUCAAAUUCACAAACCUUACCAAAGUGGAAUUUAUCCUGCCUCAAAAUAUUUGUACUGUUGAAUUUACUGAGAAUGAUAUGACAGACAAUGGUUUGAGCACAAUGAUAAAUUCUGUUUCAAAAACAAAAGGUGAUAUUGAAAUGACCUUCCAUCGUAUAAAGCUCAGAAAAUCUAAAUAUACGCAUUGUAAUUCUGAUUGUCCACUUUUGAACAUCACUGUUAAUGCUUGUGAAGUUAAUAAACGCAUCACAAUAGGAGAAAUAAAAAUUUGUAAAAGUUAUAUUACUCAUACAGGUACAUGUUCUGAUUUGCAGAAUGUACAAUUGAGAGAAUUAACGAUUAAACGUGUUGACCUCACAAUCGUGUCGUUUUCGUCUGUAGAAAUUGACAAUUUUCAUCUAAUAAAUGCAAUAUCAAAAGGUUUAGGUAAGUUUAAAGUUUCAAGUCAAAAUCGACAGCUUCAGGUUUUAGAGCUAGAGUGUGUAUGUGUGAAAAUGAAAGCAUUCGGGUCAUUUCUAAAAAAUAUUCCUAUGUCGGAUUACGGUGUUGAUGUGACUCUAGUUAAUAUCAUUUGGAUUGAAGAAGACCUAAACCGAGAGUUUUUGAUUGAUGUAAAGAAUAUAAGGAAGUUAAAAAUUCAAUCUACAAGUCUUGCAAAAAUAAAAUGGAAACUAUCUAAGAAUAUUCGUACGGUUGAAUUGAUUGAUACUACUAUAACAUCCAGAAGUCUGUCUACAAUAAUCGAAUCUUUUCGAGAUACAGAAUUUAAUGUUGAAUUAUUGAGCUUGAAUAAUACUUGGUACUCAAUGUCCAAAAUAUCCAAAAUAGUACUGAAUCGUUCUCAGAUAAUCGAUGUGACAUUAGGGGCAACCAUUAAAAGCAUAGAAAGCGUGUCCCAAGAAAGCAACUGUAAGAUUCAAAGUUGUCCCCUAAACGAGUUAUGGAUUGAAAAUACCGAUAUCGAGGGUGUGUUCUUAAGUUCAAAGGAAUUUGACAUUAUUAACUUUGUGGAUUUAACGAUACAAAUUAAAGAAUUAAAGAAAAUCCUAGGGAAAAAAAUAAUUGGGCAUCUUUGUACGGUCUUAGAAAAUUUCAAAGAAGAUGAUAUCGUUACAUUUACAGGUAGCAAUACUGAUGAAUUACUUAUUAGUGAUAGAUUUAACCUUCGAUACCAAAAAUCUAAUACUCCUCUUGAGAUAAGUGUGAAUGAUAAUAAAGUGGUAUCAGUGUUGACAAUAUCAAAUCGAUAUUUAAAACCUGAACCAUUGUUUGGCAUUUCCGAAGUUUUCAGCGUUGUAGGGUCUAGAAACGAUUUAAGGGAAGUAAUAAAAUUCAUUCCCCCAAUCGAGCAAAUGAAGUUGAAUUUACAUUUUGAAAAUAUAACUUAUCUAUCUACAAACAAUUUUGCAUAUUUAGUAGAACAACUAAGAAACAGUGCUUGCAAAAUAUUUUCUGUAACGAUGGACAAUGAUGAGGGAGAUAUACAUGUGAAAGAUCGUGUGGCAUAUGUAUAUGACACAUUAAAACCGGAAUAUGAACAAAGUAAAGGAAGACCUGUGUUAGAUUUGAUUAAAUCUUUUUUUGAAGAUUUCAUGAGGAUCUCAAAUCAACAUCUCUAAGAGGCUGUAGCCAUACAUAGAUUAAAAGCAGAAAAUGAACGUUCGAGUUUUUAAAACUUGACUGAGUGACUUUGUCCUUCUUUAUUAAAGGAAUUUUAUAAAUUGCAUGCUUAGUGAUAUAACUUUUUGAUGAAACUUUUAUAAAAAGAGAAUGAAAACUGUUUUACAUUUAAUACCUUCUGAAUAUAUGUUCUUUUAUACAUGUUAUACGUGCAAUAAAUGUUUUGUUUUCCUGCCAUAUCUGUUGGGAGCAUUUCACAAUGCAAACGAAUACAUUUGUUCUUACACACU